UGUGAUUUUAAUUAAUAAGCUGCUGUAUAUCAGCCUUUGCUUUAAACAAAAAACAAAACCUUACUAUUUUCAUUAAUAUUUGGCAACAAAACAAAAGCUUGAUUUAUACCGCUAAAGAGUUAUUCAAACGAGGAUGUUGCUGACUCGAAUUUUGAAAAAGUAUACUUUGUCAGGCAGAUGUUACCAAUGUUUAAUUCAAACCCAUGGGGUAAAAACAAUGAGAGCAUGGCAAGCAUUUGAGUAUGGUGGCCCUGAAAAUUUUCAGUUAAAUACAAUGGCUGUAACACCAGCGAUAACUUCUCCCAUGGACAUUUUGGUAAAAGUGCAUGCUGCGAGUAUGAAUCCUUUAGAUGUUAGAAUGUUAGAAGGGUAUGGAGCAACUGCAUUCAACACAGUGAAGAAAAUUACCAAAUGCUCUCUUGCACCACCAGAGUUUCCUUUAACACCUGGACGUGACUUUUCUGGAACUGUAGUGUAUGUAGGAAAAAAAGUAAAAAGUUUAAAAUCUGGAGAUGAGGUCUGGGGUGCUCUAAGUCCUUGGGAAGCUGGUACUCAUGCUGAGUAUGUUUUAGCAAAUGCUUGUCAUGUAUCUAAAAAGCCAAAUUCUUUAACACAUGUUGAAGCUUCGUCAUUUCCGUAUGCUGCAUUAACUGCCUGGGCUGGAAUAAGUACAUUUGGAGGUCUUUCAGAAAAUUCAAGUUAUGGGAAAAAAGUUCUUGUGACUGGUGCAUCAGGUGGUGUUGGUACUUUUGCUGUACAGUUGCUGAAAGCUUGGGGUGCUGAUGUCACAGUAACGUGUUCUACAGAUGCAGUGGAAAUGCUACAAAAUCUUGGAGCUGACAAUAUUCUUGAUUAUCAGAGUGAAGACUUCAGAACUAAUUUAUUAGCAUUUAGAGAGUAA
Stegodyphus dumicola is the source of this 901-nucleotide messenger RNA. Its product is annotated as NAD(P)H oxidoreductase RTN4IP1, mitochondrial-like. The record is from RefSeq and is a predicted model, not a curated record. Gene Ontology annotation, cellular component: mitochondrion. NCBI's taxonomy places the organism in Eukaryota, Metazoa, Arthropoda, Arachnida, Araneae, Eresidae. Gene Ontology annotation, molecular function: zinc ion binding; oxidoreductase activity.